AAGGCUUCUUUAAGCCUCGUCUUAGAAGGUCAUGUCUCGGCUGCUGGCUGACGCUGACAGGCGAACCGAAGCAGCAGGCGUACCGCCGCUAGCCUUUAGCAGCUGCUUCAUUCAUCUACCGUUACUACGGCAAACAUGCAGGAAUGGGCCAACCAGUUAUGCGAGAAUCGGCAGUUUGGAUCCAAGAUGACGGACUCCAAGUACUUCACCACUACCAAGAAAGGGGAAAUUUUUGAACUCAAAGCAGAGCUAAACAGUGACAAGAAAGAGAAGAAGAAGGAGGCCGUGAAGAAGGUCAUAGCAUCAAUGACGGUGGGCAAAGAUGUCAGCGCUCUGUUUCCAGAUGUGGUGAACUGCAUGCAAACAGACAACCUGGAACUGAAAAAGUUGGUCUACCUCUACUUGAUGAACUAUGCCAAAAGUCAGCCAGACAUGGCUAUCAUGGCUGUUAACACCUUUGUGAAGGACUGUGAAGACCCCAACCCUCUCAUCCGAGCUCUUGCUGUUCGUACAAUGGGCUGUAUCCGUGUGGACAAGAUCACCGAGUACCUCUGUGAGCCUCUAAGAAAAUGUCUGAAGGAUGAAGACCCCUAUGUGAGGAAGACUGCAGCUGUGUGUGUGGCAAAGCUGCAUGACAUCAAUGCCCAGCUGGUGGAGGACCAAGGCUUCUUGGACACCCUUAAAGAUCUCAUUUCAGACUCCAACCCCAUGGUCGUUGCAAAUGCAGUAGCAGCCCUAUCUGAAAUUGCAGAGUCUCAUCCCAACAGUAAUCUGAUGGACCUAAACCCUCAGACCAUUAACAAGUUGCUGACAGCUCUUAAUGAAUGUACAGAGUGGGGACAGAUAUUUAUUCUUGACUGUCUGGCUAAUUACACCCCUCGUGAUGACCGUGAGUCUCAGAGCAUCUGUGAGCGUGUCACCCCGAGGCUCUCCCAUGCCAACUCUGCAGUGGUGUUGUCAGCAGUCAAAGUUUUAAUGAAGUUCAUGGAAAUGCUCCCCAAAGAUUUGGACUAUUACGGCACUCUGCUCAAGAAGCUCGCCCCCCCGCUGGUCACGCUCCUUUCUGCUGAGCCUGAGUUGCAGUACGUGGCACUUAGAAACAUCAACCUCAUUGUCCAGAGGCGCCCAGAGAUCCUGAAACAUGAAAUGAAGGUUUUCUUUGUCAAGUACAAUGACCCGAUUUAUGUCAAACUGGAGAAGCUGGACAUCAUGAUUCGUCUUGCAUCACAAGCAAACAUUGCCCAGGUGCUGGCUGAGUUAAAGGAAUAUGCCACUGAGGUGGACGUGGACUUUGUGCGUAAAGCUGUGAGGGCCAUUGGCCGCUGUGCCAUUAAAGUGGAGCAAUCAGCAGAGCGCUGUGUCAGCACACUGCUAGAUCUCAUACAAACCAAGGUCAAUUAUGUGGUGCAGGAGGCCAUUGUAGUCAUCAAGGAUAUUUUCCGCAAGUACCCUAACAAGUAUGAGAGCGUGAUCGCCACUCUUUGUGAGAAUCUUGAUUCACUGGAUGAGCCGGAGGCACGUGCUGCCAUGAUCUGGAUUGUAGGAGAGUACGCUGAGCGCAUUGACAAUGCUGAUGAGUUGCUGGAAAGCUUUUUGGAGGGUUUCCACGAUGAAAGCACCCAGGUGCAGUUGCAGUUAUUGACUGCAAUUGUCAAGUUGUUCCUGAAAAAGCCCACCGAGACCCAGGAGCUGGUGCAGCAGGUUCUAAGCUUGGCCACACAGGAUUCUGAUAACCCAGACCUCAGGGACAGAGGCUACAUCUACUGGCGUCUGCUCUCUACGGAUCCUGUAGCUGCCAAGGAGGUGGUUUUGGCUGAGAAGCCUCUGAUUUCUGAGGAGACGGAUCUGAUUGAGCCGACUCUGCUGGAGGAGCUUAUCUGCCACAUUGGUACUCUGGCCUCUGUCUACCACAAGCCCCCCAGUGCCUUUGUUGAGGGCAGCCGGGGUGUUCAGCACAAGAGGCUUCCAGGCAGUACUGGAUCUGGAGAGAGUGUUGAGAGCCCAGACACAGGCUCUGCAGCUGGAGUUUCUGAUGCUCCACCUGCUGUCAUCCCAUCCCAAGGAGACCUCCUUGGUGAUCUUCUCAAUCUUGAUUUGACACCCCCUGCCACCACUGGACCACCACCACCGGCCACCUCUGGUUUGCAGAUGGGUGCUAUGGAUCUUCUCGGAGGAGGACUGGACAGCUUGAUGGGAGAUGAGUCUGAGCCGGUAACUACAAGGAGAGAGAGACCGCCCAUUCCUUUGCGGACGGGCACUCCUCAGUCACCUCAGACCCUACAACAGUCCCCAUCGCCCCCAGAUUACAGCCCCACUGAGCUUGGUGGAGACCUUGGAGGAAGUUCAGCUAUGGGGGCUGGUUUUGGUGCUGCUCCAGCUGCAAUGCCGGCCCCUGUUAGUGGUGGCCUGGAUGACCUGUUUGAUCUCGGAGGUGGAGUUGGUAUGCCAAUGGGAGCCUUUAGCCCCCCCAAAAUUGUUUGGCUGCCAGCCAUGAAGGGCAAGGGGCUUGAAAUUUCAGGCACUUUUGCUCGCCGUGCUGGGGUCUUCCAAAUGGAGUUGACCCUCACUAAUAAAGCAAUGAGUGUCAUGACUGAUUUUGCCAUUCAGUUCAACAGAAACAGCUUUGGUAUUGCUCCUGCUGGUCCUCUCCAGGUUCUGACCCCUCUGAGCCCAAACCAGAGUAUUGAAGUGACUCUUCCUCUCAAUACUGUUGGACCUGUUAUGAAGAUGGAGCCCCUCAACAACCUGCAGGUGGCUGUUAAGAACAACAUUGACGUAUUUUACUUCAGCUGCCAGUACCCCAUCAGCAUGCUGUUUGUAGAGGACGGGAAGAUGGAGAGGCAAGUUUUCCUGGCCACAUGGAAAGACAUUCCUAAUGACAAUGAGUCCCAGUUUCAGAUCAAAGACUGCCAUCUCAGCUCAGAUGCAGCCUCCAACAAACUUCAAGGUAGCAACAUCUUCACCAUAGCCAAGCGCACAGUGGAUGGGCAGGACAUGCUGUAUCAGUCCAUGAAACUCACCAAUGGCAUCUGGGUGCUGGCUGAGCUCAGGCUGCAGGCAGGAAACCCAAAUUACACAGUCUCACUGAAGUGCAGAGCUCCAGAGGUUUCCCAGUGCGUGUUCCAGAGCUACGAGGCCGUGCUGAAGAACUGAACAAACUCAUCCAUCCGGCCGCCGCACCUCACAGAGCUCCCAGCGUCUUCUCCUGUUCUCUCACCCGACCCACGAAUGGCGUUCCAGCCUCACGCAGCGCAGGAACGCCUUCCUGCAGUGUCUGACUGCAGCCUUUGUCAUCCAGCCCUUCCAUUCAAACAUUUAAUGGUCUGUUGUAACCUUUUAGAAAUUCACCUUUUUUUUUGUCUCCCACUAAGGCUGAAAACCUGGGUUCACUCUUUUAUUUAUUUUUUUUGCCAGACUGUCUCCCCUUUUGUUCGUCUUCACUACAUCCUUUAGUUUCCUCGUCUUAAGCGAAAAUUUCCGAGCAGCUCUCAGUCCCUCCCUCAGCCAUCCAGUAAUGACCUUUAUUCAUUCAGGGACAGACCGGCUGCCAGACUUCUGUCCCUCCAUGAGGCUCUGUAAUCAUUUUCUAGCCCCACUUCUGGGUACAUUUCAGUCUAUUUUUAGCAUCUGCAAUCAGCAGGUGAAUCGUCACUUUCAGCAUAUUUGUGGGUUAUUUAGGUUGAGGUGCAGGAGAAAGAGGCAGCCUGUCAGGUAGAUGUUGGCUGUUGGAACCCAAAAAGAGACAUAAAGACCUUAAACCACACUAUAGUUUUUUUUUUGUCAUUUUCUAGAGUUUUGUGUGUCUGAAGCAGUAGAUUUGAAUCUUCUACUGUCCCUGAGAGCAGAAUGUCUGAUGCGCGUGUGGAAACUGUCAGUGUGCUUCUUUACAUUUUUACAUCAAUAUAUCUGCCCAUUUUAUAGACUAACAGGUAUUUGCUGACUUCUCUUUUGCUUAGUCAUUCCAUGGUUUCAUUUGUGUCUCUGUCUUGUUAGUGUACUUGUUGCAAACUGGGAGAGAGCCUCAGGAUGCGAGGACUUUUUUUUCCCUCUCUAUUCCUUGUCCGUGCGUCAGCAGCAGCCUCUCGGGCUCUUUGCCACUUUGCUCUUUCUGUGUCCUCAGAGCAGCUCUCCAUGUUCCACGGCCACCAGAGAUGAAGGCCCAGGUGACAUCAACUCAUACCAUGAUUUGUUACAUUCUCAUGUAGAGGGAGGAUAUAAAAUCCCAAGUGUAGGCAGCGCUGUUUUACCUGGAGCGGGGUGAGAACAUCUGAGUUAUUUGUUCUGAGCCCUUGUUUUUUUUUUCCAUCAGCAGGCAUGGAUAAGUGCACUCACUCACCUUGAUGAAAACCUACCACAGAGGCUGUGUAUUCUGACGGCUGAUUCAGAUUAAAUGCUGUAUUAAUUAAUCAAAU
This is a messenger RNA of Austrofundulus limnaeus, 4412 nucleotides long. RefSeq names its product adaptor related protein complex 1 subunit beta 1 (gene ap1b1). The record is from RefSeq and is a predicted model, not a curated record. The transcript is spliced from 24 exons. Gene Ontology annotation, molecular function: clathrin binding. The coding region runs from base 136 to 3153 and encodes 1005 amino acids. Gene Ontology annotation, biological process: intracellular protein transport; vesicle-mediated transport. Lineage: Eukaryota; Metazoa; Chordata; Actinopteri; Cyprinodontiformes; Rivulidae. Gene Ontology annotation, cellular component: clathrin adaptor complex; membrane coat.